GUUUUUAGUCACGAAAGAAUGUGGUUGUUUUUAAAUUGUGCACAGUCGUUGAGUUUUCUUGGAAAGUAAAGGCAAGACCUAUUUCUAAUCCUCUAGUAACAAAGCGCAGUGUGGCACGACUCUAAGUAAAAAAUAUAACAGCUCUCGUAGGUGAUGAAACGAGGCAGUUUCAGGCGGAAAACCUUCAGUUGCUCUCAGACCGCGACCAGUAGCAAACGUCAAGGAAAAUGUCGCUAAUACAUACGUUAGCGACUAUCACGCUUUUAGUGUUAGCUCCUUGUAUUAACGGACGAUGGGUCGACGUUAAAUCUGGGGAUUCAGAAAAGCAGCUGUUCCUAAGUCGAAGAGUUGUGACAGAAUCUGCGGAGUUUGAUGGUGGUGUACUGGUCGACGAGAAAGGAAAAAUCGAAGGAGUUUUCACUCGUAACGCAGUAGACACAUUCCUUACAUCUAAAACUAGUAAUGUUAAGAUUAUAGAUGGUGGGGACCUGGCACUUAUGGCGGGCGUGGUGGAUUCGCACGUACAUGUUAACGAGCCCGGCCGCACCUCCUGGGAAGGCUACGUAACGGCAACGCAGGCAGCCGCCGCUGGGGGCAUCACUACAGUCAUCGAUAUGCCACUUAAUUCGAUACCGCCGACUACAACACUAGAAAAUUUGAGGGUAAAAGCUUCAGCUGCGAGGGAAGAAGUAUUCGUUGAUGUUGGCUUCUGGGGAGGCAUUGUCCCUGGCAAUGAGAUGGAGCUACAUGAUAUGAUAAGGGCUGGAGUAGUUGGCUUUAAAGGUUUCUUAGCCGACAGUGGAGUAGCCGAAUUCCCUAAUGUCAAUCAAAUCGAAUUAGGAACUAUCUUCUCUGUUCUGAAUGGUACUGGAACAGUUUUGGCGUUCCACGCUGAACUAGAAAUCAACGAGACAAAUACUCAGUGCGAAGGAUUUGAUUGCACCGACCCACAUUUGUACAGUACCUAUUUGGCGACCCAUCCUCCUGAAAUGGAAGAAGCGGCUGUAUCUUUAAUAGCAAGUUAUUUGCCGACCACAGACGUGCACGUUCACAUAGUACACGUGUCGGCGGCGGGCGUUGUCCCCAUACUUGAGAAGGCUCGUCUGGAGCGCAUCCACGCCGGGAACAAGGGCUGGCGUGGCGGCGUCACAGCUGAAACUUGCCACCACUACCUCACGCUCAGCUCCGAGCAGAUACCAGCUGGUCACAGCGAAUACAAAUGCUCUCCGCCUAUUAGGAAUAAUACUAACAAGCAACAACUCUGGGAGUACAUUAAGGAACACAGACUAGAUCUGGUCGCAUCGGAUCACUCACCGUCGGUAGCGGCCUUGAAGUCGUCUAACUUUUUGGAGUCAUGGGGUGGAAUAUCGUCCGUUCAAUUCGGUCUAUCCUUGUUCUGGACGCAGGCUAAAGCGAGAGGUUUUAAGUUGGGUGAUGUGAGCCACUACCUGUCUGCCGGCCCGGCGCAGCUGUGCGGCUUGCAGAGCAGAAAGGGAGCCAUCAGGCCAGGCCUUGAUGCCGAUCUCGUAUUCUUUGACCCCAACGCUUCAUUCGUUGUCACGCCUGAUAUCAUAUUCUACAAGAACAAGAUAAGUCCAUACAUGAAUAGAGUAUUAAAUGGAAAAGUUAUUCAGACAUACGUAAGAGGACAACUUGUUUAUGCUGACGGUCAAAUAAUCGGAGGACCUAAAGGACAACUGAUACUUAAAGAUGGUUUUUAGUUAAUAUACACUUAUUUGUGUGAAUGUUGUUAUUGUUUUUAAAAUGUUUUAUAUGUUUUGUUUUUCUAUGUUUAAUAACGUUGUCGCGUGUCAUGUUUAAACUAACAGACAACAAAUAAAAAGAAAACAAACUACAA
This is a messenger RNA of Papilio polytes (common Mormon), 1858 nucleotides long. Its product is annotated as allantoinase-like. The coding region runs from base 228 to 1721 and encodes 497 amino acids. Gene Ontology annotation, molecular function: allantoinase activity; cobalt ion binding; zinc ion binding. Gene Ontology annotation, cellular component: cytoplasm. The transcript has 12 exons. Gene Ontology annotation, biological process: allantoin catabolic process; purine nucleobase catabolic process. Lineage: Eukaryota; Metazoa; Arthropoda; Insecta; Lepidoptera; Papilionidae. The record is from RefSeq and is a predicted model, not a curated record.